Messenger RNA from Funneliformis geosporum, 4847 nucleotides. The record is from the annotation of a GenBank genome assembly. NCBI's taxonomy places the organism in Eukaryota, Fungi, Glomeromycota, Glomeromycetes, Glomerales, Glomeraceae.
AAAAUCGGGUCCAACUGAAAUUGUCUUCAAGUUUGCAAGGUUUUAAUAAUAAUAACACUUCAGGUAUAAGUUCUGACGAUUCUGAUGACUCAUCCGAUGAGGAACAAUCCGAAUCAUUAGAAGAUUUAUCUCUUGAAGAAUUUUUCCAAAUGACCUUUGGUGAUGAUGUAAUCAAAUAUGAUGCUACAAAUUUUGUAACUGCUGAAUUAAAUGAAGACGUAUUUAAAACCGAAGUAGGACCUUAUCUGAAAUAUCAUGAUACGCAAGGAAUCCUUCGAAAUAUAUUUCCAUAUAUCGUCGAUAUUAUAAAUAGAACAAUUCCAUUACAACGAAUUCAAGAUUGUAUUCGACAAAUUUCUGCUUCUGACAAUAUUGAUGAUCCUUCUCAAAUAUUAAAACGAUUGAUUAAUUGUAAAGGAAGGGAUUAUCUUGUAGCUUUCUUGGAUAAGAUCCCUAAAAAAGCACUAACAAAGAUCCUAAUUUCACUUACUCGAGCAAACAUUCCCAUUCCAUUACUAUUUACAAAUAAAAAUGAAUUUAGUCAAAAAGGCUUAACGAUUUUAAGAGAAAUUCGUAGUUUAAUAAUUCGGGAUAAAUAUCAUUUAUUAUUAUCAUUUAAUUUAAGUACAAGCGAAUCAUCCACACCAUUUUCGAAAAAACUUUAUCCAAUCAUCUGCAAAAACCGUGAGGAUGAUUUAAGUAUUACUUCUGCUGGAUCAAUGGACAUUUCUUUUCAUCCCGCGUCGGAAAAUAAUGGACGGAAGCCUGUCGCUAUAGCCGAAAUAUAUUUAGAAGAGAACCUUCAUCAAAUUUUUCUCAGUUUAAUUAACGGCUUCUCAAAAUUCGCAUUUUACAUGUUUUUACAUAUAAAUGAUCAAGAUUUUGAAAAUAACUUGCCGUCUAAUGAAUUAAAACAACUCAUUAAGAAUUUCUCGCCAGAACCUAAUGAGUCAAAAAUAUCUAUCAUAUAUUGGAGUAAGUCAAAAAAUAAAGAUCUUUACGGCAAGCGCAAGAAAACCUUAAAAAAGUUAUUAGAACCAUACUUUAAAUCUGAAUAUAUUAAAAUUGAACAAAUUCCUAAAGACCUUAAUCAAUUUCUUGAAAAGAAAAAAGAUGAUGUACUGGAACAACUGUCAAACCUUAAAGCAAAAUUUAUUUUUCCACUACUAACCCUUACAUUACCAAAUAAUGAUUCUUUAAAUAUCUGGAAUCAUGAAAUAGGGGAAUCUUCAUUUUCUUCUAAAAUGAAAUCAAUUAAAUUUAAACAAAGAUCAGAUGUUUUUCGUGCAACUCAUUUCGAACAUGAGAUUGAAGCUUUAAAUGAUAAGAAAUCCACAACAGAAUCGCAGGAAAAUGCAAAAUUCAUGACCGAAGGAGAGAUCCAAACUAAAAUUCAACAAGCUCGACGCGAACAACUCAAAAUUGGGUUAGAUAAUGCACUGUCAAUUUUUACUGAAUUCGCAAACCUAAUUAAUGAAAAUAAUAUAGAAAACAUUAGAGACUUUGCCGGCCAAAUUGAUGAUUUUUUUAAAAAAUAUUUAAAUGAAAUACAAAAUAAAGAUAACGUUGAUAGAACUGAAAUCAAAAAGAUAAUUGAGGAGAAUGAUAUUUCUAUUCAUGAUUUUUGGCGUGAAUUUAUUAUAUUAUCCGAGUUACAUCAUUCGAAUAGUAAAUCAAUAUUAGAACAUUUAUAUAAUGUUAAGCCGCAAAAAUUACAAGAAGCGUAUAAAACCUGGAUUCUUGAAGGAGAACCUUUACAGUUGCUUGAUGGCUUAUCGUUACGUUCUCUUCCGACAAAAUUUUUGUCCAGUGUUUUAAGUAACUUAAUGACAAAUCUUCAACGAAGAUUAAUCGUUAUUUCAGUUAUCGGGCUUGAAAGUUCAGGAAAAUCCACUCUUUUAAAUUAUUUAUUUCAUUGUGGAUUUGCUACUUCCGCCUCAAGAUGCACAAAAGGUGUAUAUAUGAGUUAUCGAACUGCAGAUAUCGAUAGAAAUACAAUCGAUUUGCUAAUACUUGAUUCUGAAGGAAUGGCCUCAACCGCUCAAAAAUAUAUUACACAUCGCACCAGCUUCGAUAAAAAAAUAACACUUUUGGCAUUAAUGUGUUCUCAGAUUGUAAUAAUUAAUACAAAAGGAUUAACAAGGGAUAUUGGAGAUAUUUUAGAAGUAUCUUCAUGGCAUUUGGAUGCUUUGAGACAUCGACAAUCGAAACCCAGGUUGCAUUUUGUCCUUCGAGAUAUGGUUGAUACUAUAGAAGCUCAAAAACCAGCAUUUAAAGAUAUAGUUGAUGGAUUAAAAAAAAUGUUUCAACAAAUUCCUGGUUGCUUAGAUUCAUUAGAAGAUUUUAUGUCAGUAGAACAAAAUGACGUUCAUUUGCUUGAAAAUGCAUUCUCUUGUUAUAAAGAUGAUUUUCGUCCACGUAUUAACAAUAUUGGAAAAACAGAAAAUGUUAAUUUACCGGCUGAGGUUUUUCCGGCAAAAAUUUCAAGCUUACGACAAUCACUCUUAAAAUCUGCUUUACUACAAAAUAAUACGUUGGAACAUUUUACAAACGUUCAAGGAUUUAUUCCAUAUAUGAAAACGGUAUGGAGUAAAAUUAAUACAUAUGGAAGUUUUCUUCAUUUUGAAAGCUUUAAAGCAAUUCAAGCAUGGUGUCAAAUGCGUACCCUCGUUAGUAUUAUUUAUGAAAAUAGAUUGCCGGACUUUACUUCACAUGCUAAGACUAUAAUUGAUGAAUAUGUUGAGAAAAUUAAAGCGGAUUAUUCAAAAUGGAAUCAAAUUGAAUCAGAAUUUAGAAUGGAAUUGGAUUCAUUAGCAGAUAAUUGGCAAAGAGAGAACUUAAAGUAUUAUACUGAAUUAGUACAGGAACAAUUCGAUGCUAGUACUGUAGGAGAAGGAAAAAGACUCAUUCUUAAUAUGAUUGCGGCUGAAAGAAGAGAACAAGAUGCCCAAUGGAUGUCAUCAGUAAGAGAGUACAAAGAUUCUUGGUUAUCGGCUUGUGCGAUAGAAAAAGUUGGCAAGAAAAUUAAAGGAUUAAACACAGCUAACUUGAAAGGUGAUGAAGCAAAAUGUACAGAAAUUUUUGAGGACAUUUGGAAAGAAGUAGAAGAGGAUAAAAUAGAAUUCACUCGUCAGAUGGUAAUACAACCAGAGAAAUUGAAACAGCAUGUUCAACAAACCUUUAACAAUGCCAUUGGUGAAUUUGGCUCAAUUCGUCAAGAAACAGAACAAAAAGAGAAAGAAAAAUUUAAACGUGGUUUUUGGACAAACUUAAAGAAACCAUCUACUUUAGAUGAACAUAUUAAUAUCGAUGUACAACAAAUUCAAAAAAUAAUAAAUGUUAAUACGACAUUCUUUGAUACAUUAAAAUCUGUGGUUAAAAGUAAAAAGUCAAAUAUUGGCAAAAAAAAAUUAGCCAAAGAAGUCAAACAAAAAAUUAUACAAACCAUCAAUGGGAUUACUUAUGAGUCGAAACAAAAAUUAUCUUUACAUAUUGAGCAUGGGCAAGCAAUUGAAUGGCUUAAGAUAUUGUGUGAUUGCUUAUUUGAUUUUACACAGUCUUAUAACAUAGAGUUUCAACCUGAAUUUGAUUUUUUUGAGAAAUAUCUAAGGUUACAAAUAUAUAAUGCAUUGAGGAAUAAUACGUUGGAAUGGGAAAAACAACAAAAAGAGAAAUUAGAUCACCUGAAAAAUAAUUUAUUAACUUCAUUUCAGAAAAUUUUAACAGACUUUUCUAAUGAAAGCCUUUCAAAGGAAAUACUUAAGUAUAUUUUAAUAGCAUUUAAACAACAAAUGGCAGUAAAAGGAAGUACAAUUGAUCAAAAACUUCAAUCUUAUUUAAGAUCAUGUUGGAUGGACACAUAUACAGCAACAAAUUAUGCUUAUAAACAAAGUUUUGAUGCGCUAAAUAUUGAUGCAAUUCUAGAGUAUCUUGAAGAUCCAACAGAUUACAUGCAUGAUCUUUUUAAUAAUGAUUAUGCCAUAUAUAGCAAUACUUUAGUAGAUUCCAUGUUGCGUGGAAUUGAAGAAUAUAUAAAUAUCGAAGAAAGUCUUUUAAAAGUUAUCUCUGAAUGGAGUGAAUUGUUUGAUCCGGAUCAAAGCUAUAAUCAAUUAUUAUUAUCACAUUUUAUUCAAUAUUUAUUUGGAAAGUCAAUUCCUUCUAAAGAAUAUCAGUCAUUCAGAAUUCUUAUGCAAAGCAAAUGUAAUAUUCCUAUGAUAAAACCUGUGCCAUCACAUGAUUUUUCCGACAUUUUGAAGGACGUCAAAAAUCUAUUUGGCAGUAUUAAAGUUGAAAAGCCUGUUGAAUUUUGCAACGCACUUAAAAAAUACUUGACAGAAGGUCUUAAAGAUAUUCGAACUGAAUGGUUUGUCAUAGGAAAAAGUAAAGCAAUAAAUACAAUACAAGAACAUUUGGAAUCAUCAAAAGAAUUUUGUUGGGAUAAACUAGGUUGUGCAGCAAGAUGUCCACUUUGCUCUUCUAAGUGUGAGCUGCCUAAUGAUGGUCAUAGUCGUCAUCAAGUAACCAACCAUCUUCUUCCAGCUUUUAUUGGUUUUCGCGGUAAAACAACUAAACACCCGUCUUUAAUCGUUUGUACUGAGGACGAAGCUCAUGACAAUAGAUUAUGGUCAUAUGGUUUUAAUGAUGAUAAAUUUUAUCUUACCGAAUUUUUACGUAAAUAUCAUCCAUCAUGGCUUCCUUUUCCACGAUCAGAACCUUCAGAUGAACAUCUAACAAAAAUGCGCGCAGUUUGGUGGAAACUUAAAGAUGAUCUUUGUGAAAAAUAUGGCAUGAUAGAUAAUACUGACCCAUCAUGGGGAUCCAGAUAUGGGAGUCUCAUUAUAGAAUAA